UUAGUUGGGUUCCUCCUCCUCUUCUCUCUCUGCAGGCUGCUCUCAGAGCUUCACUUGACGGCUACAGCUCAGCGAUAAGUCCCGUUCAGACAGACCAGGAUCCGGAAAACCUUUACGCGUCCGUAAGAUUUUAUUCCCACUGUUGAAAAACCUUCCAACAUCUUCAGGAUGGCCAGCAGAGGAACUGUUAAAGCCAGUGCUAACUUCAACGCCAGUGCAGAUGCGGAGGUUCUGCACAAAGCCAUGAAAGGACUAGGGACCGACGAGGCUGCCAUCCUGCAGCUGGUGACUGCUCGCAGCAACGCCCAGCGGCAGGAGAUCAAGGCUGCCUACAAGACUCUGUUUGGAAAGGAUCUGGUGAAUGACCUGAAGGGAGAGCUGGGAGGUACAUUUGAGAGGUUGAUUGUGGCUCUUAUGACCCCACCUCUUACUUAUGAUGUGACAUCCCUUCGAAAUGCCAUCAAGGGAGCAGGAACAGACGAGAAGGUUCUGGUGGAGAUACUUGCCUCAAGAACAGCUCAGCAGGUGAAGGACAUUGUUGCUGCUUACAGAAAAGAGUACGAUGAUGACUUGGAGAAGGAUGUCUGUGGAGACACUUCAGGUCACUUCAAGAGACUACUGGUUAUUCUGCUUCAGGCGAACAGGCAGACUGGAAUCCAGGAGGGCAACAUCGAGAGUGAUGCUCAGGCUCUGUUCAAAGCAGGAGAGGAGAAAUUUGGAACCGAUGAACAGUCGUUCAUUACCAUCCUAGGAAACCGGAGUGCCCAACACCUGAGGAAAGUGUUCGAUGCCUACAUGAAAAUGUCUGGAUUUGAGAUGGAGGAGAGCAUUCAGAAAGAAACAUCUGGAAGCUUGAAGGACCUGCUUCUAGCAGUGGUGAAGUGUGCUAGGAGUGUCCCAGCCUACUUUGCAGAGACUCUUUACCACGCCAUGAAGGGCGCAGGUACAGAUGAUAACACUCUAAUUAGAGUGAUGGUGACUCGCUGUGAAGUCGACAUGUUAGACAUCCGGGCUGAGUUCAGGAAGAGGUUUGCUUGCUCUCUGCAUUCAAUGAUCAAGGGAGAUACCGGCGGUGACUACAGGAAGACUUUACUGUUGCUCUGCGGUGGAGACGAUGCGUAACUUCACCAGCAGUAAUUGAUAGGAACUGACCUCAUACAAAGUUGUGUUGUUUUGUAUGAGAGGUCUUUUAAAUCCAAAUAUUGUCUUUGAAAGGCAAAUAACAUUUUGUCCACUUUAUUGCGGCUUCUUCUACUAAUAUGAUUCAUUUACAAUACUGAAGGACCAGAUUACAUUUGUUUACUUUGCACUUUGUAUGUCGGAACCAGUGAAAGCAAUAUUAAAUGUUUCACUUAAAGAAAAACAA
Girardinichthys multiradiatus is the source of this 1366-nucleotide messenger RNA. It is a transcript of the gene anxa5b, whose product is annotated as annexin A5b. The transcript is spliced from 13 exons. The record is from RefSeq and is a predicted model, not a curated record. Gene Ontology annotation, cellular component: cytoplasm. The coding region runs from base 169 to 1122 and encodes 317 amino acids. Gene Ontology annotation, biological process: negative regulation of coagulation. Lineage: Eukaryota; Metazoa; Chordata; Actinopteri; Cyprinodontiformes; Goodeidae. Gene Ontology annotation, molecular function: calcium ion binding; calcium-dependent phospholipid binding.